CCCAAAAAUUAUUGUAGCUGCUUCAAUUAUCUGUAGGCUCAUGGAUGACAUUGUUGGAAGUGAGUUUGAGCAAAAAAGAGGACACGUUGCCUCAAGCCUAGAAUGUUAUAUGAAGCAACACAAUGCAUCAAGGCAAGAUGCCAUUGAAGAACUACUUAAGGAGGUUGAGAAAGCUUGGAAGGACAUUAAUGAGGCAUGCCUUAAUCCUACCCAAGUACCAAUGAGUUUUCUUCUACGUGUUGUCAACCUUGCGCGGGUGAUGGAUGUGCUUUACAAAGAAGAAGAUAGUUAUACAAAUGCGGGGGGAUUAAUGAAAGAUUACAUCAAAGCUAUACUAGUUGACAAGAUAUAAGCUAGAAGCU
Molecule: messenger RNA, 362 nt
Organism: Cajanus cajan (pigeon pea)
Lineage: Eukaryota; Viridiplantae; Streptophyta; Magnoliopsida; Fabales; Fabaceae
Source: RefSeq, a predicted model, not a curated record